This is a messenger RNA of Hyla sarda, 3322 nucleotides long. RefSeq names its product proteasome 26S subunit ubiquitin receptor, non-ATPase 2 (gene PSMD2). Gene Ontology annotation, cellular component: proteasome regulatory particle, base subcomplex; nucleus; proteasome storage granule. NCBI's taxonomy places the organism in Eukaryota, Metazoa, Chordata, Amphibia, Anura, Hylidae. The record is from RefSeq and is a predicted model, not a curated record. The coding region runs from base 50 to 2737 and encodes 895 amino acids. Gene Ontology annotation, molecular function: enzyme regulator activity. The transcript is spliced from 21 exons. Gene Ontology annotation, biological process: regulation of protein catabolic process; proteasome-mediated ubiquitin-dependent protein catabolic process.
CAUGCGCAGAUUAGCCUGUGUGCUACAAUAUUGAGACUCAUCGGCGGACAUGGAGGAACAGAGCCGGAGUCAGCAGACAACCCCGAGCGGGAAAGGCAAGGAGGCCGGCAGCCAGCAGUCAGAUCCUGUGAAGGAUAAGAAGGAGGACCAGGAGCUGUCUGAAGAAGACAAACAACUGCAAGAUGAACUUGAAAUGCUCGUGGAGAGACUGGGGGAGAAGGACAGCUCCCUCUACAAACCAGCUCUGGAGGAACUCCGUAGACAGAUUCGCUCUUCCACCACCUCUAUGACUUCUGUUCCCAAACCACUGAAGUUCUUGAGACCACACUAUGGUAAACUUAAGGAGAUAUAUGAGAAUAUGGAAUCUGGAGAAAAUAAGCGAUUUGCUGCUGAUAUAAUUUCGGUUCUUGCUAUGACUAUGAGUGGUGAGAGAGAAUGUCUUAAGUACAGACUCCAAGGUUCACAGGAAGAACUAGCAUCAUGGGGGCAUGAGUAUGUAAGGCACUUGGCUGGGGAGGUUGCCAAAGAAUGGCAAGAAGUGGAGGAAUCAGAUAAAUCCCAGAGGGAUACUCUGCUGACAUUGGUGAAGGAGAUCAUCCCAUACAAUAUGGCUCACAAUGCCGAACAUGAAGCCUGUGAUCUGCUCAUGGAAAUUGAGAAAAUGGACAUGUUGGAAAAGUACAUUGAUGAUAACGCAUAUGCUAAAGUUUGCCUCUAUCUCACUAGUUGUGUGAGUUAUGUUCCGGAACCAGAGAAUUCCUCCCUCCUGCGCUGUGCGCUCUCUAUCUUCAGAAAGUUUAAUCGUUACCCAGAGGCACUGCGACUUGCUCUCAUCCUCAAUGACAUGGAGCUGGUGGAGGACAUCUUCACUUCCUGCAAGGAUGUGGUUAUUCAGAAACAGAUGGCAUUCAUGCUUGGCCGACAUGGAGUCUACCUCAGUCUAAAUGAAGACGUUGAAGAGUAUGAGGAUUUAACUGAGAUCAUGUCCAAUGUCCAACUUAAUAGCAACUUCCUUGCUCUUGCUCGUGAGCUUGAUAUCAUGGAGCCCAAAGUGCCAGAUGAUAUUUACAAAACACACCUGGAAAAUAACCGAUUUGGAGGUAGUGGAUCUCAAGUGGAUUCGGCAAGGAUGAAUUUGGCUUCAUCCUUUGUGAAUGGAUUUGUUAAUGCAGCCUUUGGUCAAGACAAGCUGCUUACUGAUGAUGGAAACAAGUGGUUGUAUAAAAACAAGGAUCAUGGAAUGUUGAGCGCAGCUGCUUCUUUGGGAAUGAUCCUCCUUUGGGAUGUGGAUGGAGGUCUUACUCAGAUAGACAAGUACCUGUAUUCAUCUGAGGACUACAUAAAGUCUGGAGCUCUCUUGGCCUGUGGUAUUGUGAACUCUGGGGUGAGAAAUGAAUGUGACCCAGCUUUGGCCCUUCUCUCAGACUACGUCCUCCAUAAUAGUAACACCAUGCGUCUUGGUGCCAUUUUUGGACUGGGACUUGCGUAUGCUGGUUCCAAUCGUGAGGAUGUGCUGACACUUCUGCUUCCGGUAAUGGGGGAUUCAAAGUCCAGUAUGGAGGUGGUUGGAGUAACAGCCCUUGCUUGUGGAAUGAUUGCUGUGGGGUCGUGCAAUGGGGAUGUGACUUCCACAAUCCUUCAGACAAUUAUGGAGAAAUCUGAGCAAGAGCUGAAGGACACAUUUGCUCGUUGGCUUCCUCUUGGCUUGGGGUUGAACCAUCUAGGAAAAGGUGAAGCUAUUGAGGCAAUCCUAGCUGCUUUGGAGGUUGUUUCUGAGCCAUUUCGCAGCUUUGCCAAUGCUCUUGUUGAUAUCUGUGCUUAUGCAGGUUCUGGAAAUGUACUGAAGGUCCAGCAGCUUCUUCAUAUUUGCAGUGAACACUAUGACUCCAAGGAGAAAGAGGAGGAGAAGAAAGACAAAAAAGAGAAGAAAGAGAGUGCUGCUGACAUGGGAUCUCACCAGGGUGUGGCAGUCCUUGGCAUUGCUCUCAUUGCUAUGGGUGAAGAAAUUGGAUCAGAGAUGGCACUCCGCACCUUUGGACAUUUGUUAAGAUAUGGAGAGCCCACGCUUCGAAGAGCUGUUCCUCUGGCUCUGGCCCUCAUCUCUGUCUCCAAUCCAAGGUUGAAUAUCUUGGACACAUUGAGCAAGUUCUCCCAUGAUGCAGACCCUGAAGUUUCCUAUAAUUCCAUCUUUGCCAUGGGCAUGGUGGGCAGUGGCACAAACAAUGCUCGUCUUGCUGCUAUGUUGAGACAGUUAGCCCAGUAUCAUGCCAAGGAUCCGAACAAUCUGUUUAUGGUGCGACUAGCGCAGGGACUCACUCAUUUGGGAAAAGGAACUCUCACACUGUGCCCCUACCACAGUGAUCGUCAACUCAUGAGUCAAGUGGCAGUGGCAGGAUUAUUAACUGUCCUUGUGUCCUUCUUGGAUGUUAGGAACAUUGUGCUGGGCAAGUCACAUUAUAUACUGUAUGGUUUAGUAGCUGCAAUGCAGCCACGAAUGUUGGUCACAUUUGAUGAGGAGCUGAGGCCUCUACCAGUUUCUGUCAGAGUUGGACAGGCUGUGGAUGUUGUUGGCCAGGCUGGCAAGCCCAAGACAAUCACAGGAUUCCAGACACACACAACACCUGUUUUGCUGGCCCAUGGUGAGCGGGCAGAACUGGCUACAGAAGAGUAUCUGCCUGUAACCCCCAUUCUAGAGGGAUUUGUCAUCCUACGAAAGAACCCAAAUUAUGAUGUGUAGUGCUUGAGAAAUGUGUGGGGAGGCAAUAUUGUGGGAUCAUGGGACUAGUUGUGUUUUUUUUGUUACUAAAUCUUAUUAAAUAAUUUCACAACCAUACCUACACUCUGGAUUAGUAGUGUCUCCCAUCACCAGGUCACUUAUUUAAGUAAAGGAAAAGGGGGGGAAAAAAUGUCAUUCCAGGCAGAUCGCUUAUUGGAUUUUACUUCCCCAUUCAACAGAACCAAAUCCAGAUGGUUACUCUGCUGCUGGUAACUAUGUGGUUAUAUUACAUAAGUGAGUGUCUCUGUGGAUCCACCUAGACAAUGAGCAUCACUGGAUCAAUCUGGUUUGAUUUUGAGGAUUUUGUUUAUAAAUUGUAUUUUUAAUGGAUUGUAUCAGACUUUCAGUCUCAGUACAGAGUCUCGUUUGAAUACACUGUGUCAUUUUAUUCCUUCUAUACACAGGCCACAUGGAAUUGGUUAAUAUUAUGUAAAAUUCUCAAAGUACUUUUGUGUAUACAGGAAGUGAUGACUGGAAGUAAAACUGUUAUCAUUUACAGCUACAGAAAAUAAAAUGAAUUCCGUUUCUAUGGGUGGUGAGACGAAA